Drosophila innubila is the source of this 3603-nucleotide messenger RNA. RefSeq names its product serine/threonine-protein kinase D3 (gene PKD). Gene Ontology annotation, biological process: protein phosphorylation. Lineage: Eukaryota; Metazoa; Arthropoda; Insecta; Diptera; Drosophilidae. Gene Ontology annotation, molecular function: protein serine/threonine kinase activity; ATP binding. The record is from RefSeq and is a predicted model, not a curated record. The coding region runs from base 718 to 3243 and encodes 841 amino acids. The transcript has 8 exons.
GAUGGCGUUCGGCUUCAGUUUUUGUUUCAGUUGCGCGGCAAACGAGCCAAAGUACAAACGUGCGAAUUAUCCUCGUUAGUUUUGGCACAUUGAGUACAACGUGAGCGUUAACGACGCAAACGAUGCUGCCACAACGGUCGCGUUGACAGUAGAAAAAUUUAAAAUUCUAAGGAAAAAACGCCUGACAAAAUGGGCCACGAGUGAAGAUUUUUUACAGCCCGUAAAUGGCUGUCUAGCAGAGCGCCUAUUAAAACCUCGUCUGUCUGCGCCAGGGGCAGUAAUAAACCGCAACCCGCCGUAAACUGAAACCGAAGCCAACCGCAAAACUUGCAAUAAAACGUCCAGGGGCACCAACAAAAAUAGCAACAAGAACUACAGUAAAGCAAUAACAAUAAGAGCCGUAAAAACGGUAUAAAAAAAAAGAAAAAAAAGAGUACAAAGUUAUUUCGUCCUUGGCAUUUGAGGCGCCAUCAAGUAGGAGAACAAGAAGAAGACGAAGGAGAAACAGCUGGAAAACGAAUCUCUUAUAUUAAGAAAUUGUUCCUCCCCCCGAUCGACCCGGACACCCCGGACUAGCCGGGAGCUGGGCAAAGCCAAGACGCAAUCGUGGCCCAAAGACAUCAACACCACAGCAGCAACGGCAGCGGCGUUGGCAGCGGCGCAGGCAGCGGCGUUGGCAGCGGCGCAGGCAGCGGCGUUGGCAGCGUGCCUGUCAUCAUGGAGGGGCCGGAGGUAACAUUCCUCUUUCAAUUUGGCAGCGUACGCGACGCAGUGUGUGUGCCAGUGAAUGCAUUGACGCUCAAAUCGCUCAAGGAUUUGGCAUGCGACUUCAUAAACACUAAGUUACCGGAUAGUGGACUCACGUAUCUGUCAGAACGCAUUCUGCUCUUCAUUCACGACUAUAGUACGCCCAAUGUGCUGCACAUAAUCAAUUCCGCAGCGGAAGUUGUGGACGAGACAUUGGUGGAAAUUGUAUUAACAGCCAGUCCCAUACUCUAUCCGACGUCGGAAAUGCCAACACUAAAGCCUCACAACCUCAACGUGCAUUCCUAUAAGGCGCCCACAUUCUGUGAUUUCUGCGGUGAAAUGCUGUUUGGUCUGGUGCGUCAAGGACUCAAAUGCGAUGGCUGCGGUCAGAAUUAUCACAAACGAUGCGUGGUGAAAAUACCCAACAACUGCAACCGCUCGAGUGAUGCCACAUCACGACGCUCUUUCACGUUGCAUCCACCCCGCAGCCCAUCCGGAAGCUCACAGCAAUCGCUUGUGUCCAACGAGGAGUCGACGAGUCGCAAUGACUCAAGCAGUUCACUGAACAUACCUGGCUACUCCACGCGCCAUCAGCGAACUCACUCCGGGAGCAGUCGGAAUGGUCUCACAGUGCUGCGGAUUCCACACACCUUUAUGGUGCAUACUUAUGGAAUUCCCACAGUUUGCCAACUGUGCAAGAAGCUGUUGAAGGGUCUGUUCAAGCAGGGAUUGCAAUGCCGUGACUGCCAGUACAAUACUCACAAGAAGUGCAUGGAGAAGGUGCCACAGGAUUGUACAGGAGAAGCGCAGCUCAGUCAACUGCAGGCGGAGAUUAACGAUGGAACGCCACGAAAGGAGCGGGACAAUUUCUUCCGCGAGGAGUUCGAUGACAGCGAUUUUGAAGACGGUCCGACGCCACAUUCCGAAUUUGCCAAAUACAACAAAGCCACCGGAGGCACAAAUCUGGUGGCUGGGCGACCACGUGAGGCACCCAAAGCUCUAACAAAUGCCCAGAAUUCACCGCCAGAGCUGGUCAAUGGUGUCAUGGAUGACAGCAAUGCCAGGGGUGACACCAAAUCUAGCGAUGGCCAGUCCGAGCAGUCUCAAUCCUCAUCAUCCUCCUCACCCAGCGCCAACAUUCCUCUCAUGCGCAUUGUGCAGUCCGUGAAGCACACGAAGAAACGUGGCGGCCAAGCUCUGAAAGAGGGCUGGAUGGUGCACUACACCUCGAUAGACAAGGCUCUAAAGCGUUACUAUUGGCGUCUGGACUCCAAGACCAUUACCCUAUUCAUAUCGGAGCAGGGCAGCAAGUACCACAAGGAACUGCCACUGGCAGAGCUGCUUUCCAUUGAAACUCAUCGUGAUCCUCGAAUUGAGAGCAACUACUGCUUCGAACUGUGCACGGCCAAUCUCAGCUAUUACGUGGGUCAGGAUCCACAACUGGGAGUGGGCGAGGACCAUGCGGUACGUUUGCCACCACCGGAUAGUGGCAUCGGUGCCGACAUAGCCAAGAGCUGGGAGACGAGCAUUCGACAAGCCUACAUGCAUGUGAACAACACCCAAUGCUGCGAAUCGGAGGAACAAGUCCAGGAUAUGGGUCAGCUAUAUCAGAUCUUUCCCGAUGAGGUUCUGGGAUCUGGACAGUUCGGUGUCGUUUACGGUGGUGUCCACAAGAAGACCAAGCGCGAGGUAGCCAUCAAGGUCAUUGACAAACUGCGCUUUCCCACCAAGCAGGAGGCACAGCUGAAGAACGAGGUGGCCAUUCUCCAGAACAUCACCCAUUGCGGCGUGGUUAAUCUCGAGCGUAUGUUCGAAACACCCGAACGCAUCUUUGUGGUCAUGGAGAAGCUCAAGGGUGACAUGCUGGAAAUGAUACUUUCCCAUUCCCGUGGACGGCUCAGUGAAAGGGUCACCAAGUUUUUAAUCACACAAAUCCUUAUUGCGCUCAAGUAUCUUCACUCACAGAACAUUGUGCACUGUGAUUUAAAACCGGAGAACGUGCUGCUCUCCUCGGAUGCAGAAUUUCCGCAAGUGAAACUCUGUGAUUUCGGCUAUGCCCGCAUCAUUGGCGAGAAAUCCUUUCGACGUUCGGUUGUCGGCACACCCGCCUACCUGGCACCCGAGGUCCUGCGCAACAAGGGCUACAACCGCUCCCUGGACAUGUGGAGUGUCGGCGUUAUUAUCUAUGUAAGCCUCAGCGGCACGUUUCCCUUCAACGAGGAGGAGGAUAUCAACGAUCAGAUACAGAAUGCUGCUUUUAUGUAUCCUCCAAAUCCCUGGAAAGAGAUCUCCUCAAAUGCCAUUGACCUCAUCAACAACCUGUUGCAAGUGAAGCAGCGGAAGCGAUACACCUGCGACAAGAGUCUUAUGCACUAUUGGCUGCAGGAUAAGCAGACUUAUCGAGAUCUGCGGAACCUGGAGACAGAGGUGGGACUGGGACGCUACCUCACCCAUGAAGCGGAUGACAUACGCUGGGACAGCGCUGGCGACAUUUGACCUGGAAAUGCAACCAGACCGACCAAUCCCGAACUGAUGCAGCCACUGAGCAGCAGCCAUAGCGUGCCCAGCGAAAGCUAUCCAUCCCCAUCGAACUGUGCCGAUUGCCAUCGUCUCUCCAACUCACCCAAAGUGGAGGCCAUCAGCGACAAGGCGAUUAAAUGGAUGCGUUUUCAUCUUUGUAAGCACAUCAAAUAGCGUCCACUCGUCGGAUGCACAUUUUUCCCUUCGAUAUUGUCAGACUGUAAACUAUGGAAAAUAUUAAUUCGCACGCAGUUAAGAAAAUUAAAACUCUUCAGCGGCUUAGUUUUAGUUUCAAUUCAAAUUUUAGAUAACUAAAUAUAAUUAUCAUUCAUCAUA